AUGUCUGGCUCGUCAUUGAUACGAGCCUUGGAUUCCCAUGAUCGAGCGGAGACGGAACGACUUCUACAAUCACAACCGACAGAAGUAUCCUUACGAGAUUCGGAGGACCGUGUCGCUUUACAUUAUGCCGCGGAAACUAUGGAUUUGGAGAUGUUUCAGAAAAUUCUCGAACAAGAUCCUUCGUUGUUAGAUUGUGAAGAUAAAAAUGGGCAUACUCCGUUACUAAUGGCAGUAAUGGGCGGUCGGAUAGAGCUCGUUGAAUUCUUGCUCUCAAAGGGCGCAAACAUAGCUCAUUGUGAUCGAGAAGGACAUUCAGCCGUACAUUGGGCGGUUGUGUGUGGACAGCUCGAAACAUUGACAUACCUCAUCUCUAAAGGAGCAGAUGUGGAAGCACCAGAUGUCUUGAAGGCCACUCCACUCCACUAUGCGACAGCCAGCGAGGAAAUUGCUACGGAACUGGCCUUGUCCAUUCUUCAUACGCUACUCAAACACGGAGCGAAACCAAACUGUCGCGACAUCGAUGAGAGAACACCUAUAUUGUGGGCAGCAAGCAACGGCAAUUUGGAGGCGAUGCACUCACUGAAGCAAGCAGGAGGUGAUCUCAAGGCCGUGGAUCGAGAUCGUCUUGGUGUCAUCCAUUGUGCGGCUAGUCACGGUUACCACGAGACAAUCGACUUCAUCAUGGAAACGGUGCCGCACUUUCCGGUCGAUCAAAGAGAUCGAGCCGGGCACACCGCCCUGUUCUAUGCGGUCACCUACGGUCAUUUUGAAGCGGCAAAACGACUCUUGGAUUACGGUGCAAAUCCGAACCAUCAGGACCACCGCUUGCGAACACCGUCUCAUUGUGCAGCAGCGAAAGGUCAAAUGCGGAUGCUGAAGCUACUUAAACAGUACAACGCCUCCUUUGAAAUCCAGAAUUAUCGCGGGGAUCUACCGGUGCAUGAAGCUGUGCAGACCGGCAGUAAAGACGUUGUUGAAUGGCUAUUAGCGCUUCAACCGUCUUCUGUAAACGCGGCCAGUCACGAAGGACGUACAUGUCUUCAUUUGGCGGCAGCGCAAGGGAAUUUGGAGAUGGUAAUACUGCUCUGCACGAAAGGUUGCUUUGUCAACCCAUUGAUGUUGUUCAAGAAUAAUCUCUAUACGCCUCUGGAUCUUGCCCGACGUAAGGACCAUCAGGUAGUUGUGGAUUAUUUGUCAACGAAGCACGAAGCUAAGGGUGCCGAAGAAAUUCCUGAAAAAGAACGCGAAAUGAAUCGUACGUCAUUCGAGGAGCAACUGGUACAGGCAAAACUAGCUCGGGGACGACACCUCCACGAUGAAGACGAAGAAAAUGAGGCAUUAUUGAGGAAAUCGAAAGCAAAACGGAGGAGAAGCUCGGAAGCGUUAGAGCUACGCCAUGAAACGACAAGCACUGGAGUGAACACUUCGGAUCGAAGGAUAUCGUCUGCUGAUUCACAUACGAGAACCACAAUCCCGAAAUCGACGUCAACCACGGAUUUACCUCGCGCAGAUUCGACGGACGAUGAUAGAAUAGAGCAGAUCAUACGCGAAGAAAUCCAGAAGGUUGCAAUGGCGAAGUUGGAGGCAUCCAAUAAGGAGGGUGAAAGUAAAACUGGAGAGUCAGCUGGAGAUUCGUCAGAGCAAAAAGGAACCGGGAAGGAAAAGCGUUCAGUUUUCGAUGCAGACAUCGACGAAGAAUUCGAGGAGCUACCACCGAUCAGCGACACAAGUGAUGAAGAUUACGACUACUACAUUGGGUACAACAGACAAGACGGAAAUGCUAAUUCUGACGAAGAUCAUGACGACGAUGAGGAUAGGAUCCAGAAGGAGAACAUUGCUCAUGCAAGUAUACUCAAACGUAGCAAGAGUGGAGAACGACCAAAUAAGAUGGACGGAAAGAGAGCAGGGACAAGGAUCAUAUCAAGUAAAAUGAAACGAUCGACGAAUGAUGGCGGGAAACUUGUCCGAUUAAAAGGAGAGAAGAAGGAAAAAAGCAGAAAACCACAAACGGAUCCUCACAUGUUAAUAAGAGUGCAUAGAAUGUCGGAAACGAGUGGAGACGCAGGAGAUUUCGACGUUUACGAAGACGACUGGGAGGAAUUAGGUGCGAAAAGAUCGACAGGUAAAGAAGCUUCUCGACGGUACAUCCAUGAGAAGGCAAUUUUCCAGGAGUUGACGCACUUAAAGAGAAUGCAGAUCCAAUAUGGAAAAGUACAGGAGCGGAUCCUGGUCCGAUCAUUGGUGAGCAACUUCUGCAAGAUGCAUGGAUUAGACCCAGCAUAUUUCAAAUUUCAAACUUUCUACUCAUGGGAGAAAUUUCUUUACGACACGCUUUCAGACCAGCUCAAAUUGAUCUACAUGGAAGAACGACAGCGACUGACACAGGCUCGAGCUGUACCACCGGUACGUACGACAAUGAUCGACCGAUUCGACACACGAAUUCGUCAAGCACGUGCAAUUCCAAUCGUAAAUGACAGCGUUGAACGAAUGAGGAGAGUUUACAGUAAUAGUACAAUGACAAAUAAUAGGUCUUAUGUAAGAAAGAAGGAGGAAAAGACGUCAACCAAAGAAGGUGGGAAGCGAUGUGACUGUCUUGAAAAGCAUACGUCAACAAAAAAGAAAUCGUAA
Necator americanus (New World hookworm) is the source of this 2628-nucleotide messenger RNA. RefSeq lists its product as uncharacterized. The record is from RefSeq and is a predicted model, not a curated record. Gene Ontology annotation, molecular function: protein binding. Bases 1 to 2628 code for a protein of 875 amino acids. Gene Ontology annotation, cellular component: ciliary inversin compartment. Lineage: Eukaryota; Metazoa; Nematoda; Chromadorea; Rhabditida; Ancylostomatidae. The transcript is spliced from 20 exons. Gene Ontology annotation, biological process: protein localization to ciliary inversin compartment.